AUGCAAAAUAAGGCAUAAGUAUACUUUGUCCAUUAGCAUCGUUCAGAUAUAAAUAAAUAGAACUAUACUUUGCUUUUAAUGCGUGUUUUUGAUUCUCUUGUAAUAAUCUAUCGAAUUGUGUAAAAUUUUGUUAUAUUUUUUAGCUUUCGAAAUUUUUUGUUAACGAUGACAUCAACAUUAAUAUCGAGAACAGUGUACAAACUUAGUUAUUUAUAUACACCUUGUAGAAAUUACGGUAAAAAUAUAUUACGAAGGAAAGCAAUCCGAGUUUUGAAUGUGCCUGAAGAUGGAGUUAGACCACUUCGUGAUGAUACAUUUGAUGAAAGUAACCAGCUCGCCAAAGUAUCCCCAGAAAUGCAACAAAAUCAUCUGACAACGGAAGUAACUAAAGAGAAGAAAAUUAUGGUUCCACCUUAUGAAAAACUGCAGAAAAAUGACGCUCGAUUCACGAAGACACUUGCCAUGAUAAAAAAUAGGAAAAGGAGAGAAAAGAGUGGGCUAAUCCUCUUAGAAGGAAAGCGUCUGAUAAAUGAUGCCAUUGGUGUUGGGCUGAAAAUGAAGACACUUUAUUUUAGCAGAGAGGAAGAUCUGGCUGCUAUUAAAAUUAAAGAUCCAGAAAAUGUUGAAUUGUGUAAAGUAUUCUACAAAACAUUAUCAUUAUGGUCUGAAUUAGAAACAAGCCCAGGAGUGAUGGGUAUAUUUAGAAGGCCAUCUGCAGAUGACUUGAAUGUCCUAUCAGAUCCUGCUAUUCCAGUAACUGUUGUAUGUGAUAAUAUUAGAGAUCCUGGGAAUUUAGGAGCUGUGAUAAGAAAUGCUGCAGCUGCAGGGUGCGAAAAUAUUUUGAUGCUAAAAGGUUGUGUUGAUCCUUGGGAGAUUAAAGUACUCAGAGCGGGAUGUGGCGGACACUUUCGUAUACCAUUUGUGUAUGAUAUAGAAUGGAGUCAUAUUUAUAAUUAUAUACCAAAAGAUUCAAAAAUAUUUAUUGCUGAUAAUUCAGUGGAUAUAGAUAUUGGUAGUAGUACAUCAGAGUUCAUAAGUUUUGAGGAAACUGAUGAAAAUAGUGAAGAUAUACGAUAUGUUACUUUUAACGAACACAAUCAGCCACUCAUUGUUGAUGAGUCAUACAACGAGCCAUCUGAAUUAGAAAAGUUUGAAGAUGUAAAUCUUCCUUGUCAUUUGUAUACUAGCAUAAAAUAUCCAACAAAAAACAUUAUUUUGUAUGUUGGAGGUGAAACACAUGGUGUCGAUCCAAGAAUAGUUAAACUGGCAUGUGAUUUUGGAGGAAGAAAAGUCAAAAUUCCUCUAGAGAAUGAAAUGGACAGUUUAAAUUCUUCUUUUGCAAUGACUAUUGUAUUAUAUGAGAUUAAACGACAAAUGAAAGAACAAUAUAUUUUAGAGCAAUAAAGAAUUUUACUAAA
Stegodyphus dumicola is the source of this 1418-nucleotide messenger RNA. Its product is annotated as rRNA methyltransferase 3, mitochondrial. Gene Ontology annotation, biological process: RNA processing. The record is from RefSeq and is a predicted model, not a curated record. Gene Ontology annotation, molecular function: RNA binding; RNA methyltransferase activity. NCBI's taxonomy places the organism in Eukaryota, Metazoa, Arthropoda, Arachnida, Araneae, Eresidae.